Molecule: messenger RNA, 1467 nt
Organism: Aureobasidium subglaciale EXF-2481
Lineage: Eukaryota; Fungi; Ascomycota; Dothideomycetes; Dothideales; Saccotheciaceae
Exons: 4
Coding region: 1-1467 (488 amino acids)
Molecular function (GO): oxidoreductase activity
Source: RefSeq, a predicted model, not a curated record
AUGACUUCGAGAGACGGUUACCAAUGGACAGAGAAGUCUGGUCUCAUUAAAGGUGUACCAAGUUUGGGAGUCAUUCAACCACCUACCAAUAUCAAAGAUGAGCAGGCGGUCUACGACGUUAUUGUCAUCGGAGCAGGUUAUUGCGGGCUCACAGCAGCCAGAGACGCUGCACUGUCAGGACUCAAAGUGCUGUUGCUUGAGGCUCGUGACCGCAUCGGUGGGCGAAGUUGGUCUUCCAAUAUUGAGGGCUACCCAUUCGAAAUGGGCGGUACGUGGGUCUCCUGGGGGCAACCGCACGUGUGGAGAGAGAUCUCUCGGUACGAGAUGCGCGAUCAGCUAGAGAUCUCGCAUGAUUACUCUAGGGGAGUCAACUAUUUCUCGCUCAACUCCAGCAGCAGUAGUCGCAAUAUGAGCCAUGACGAUGAGGACAAACUCAUGGAGUCUGCACUGAAGAAGUUCGCCAACGUCGACGGUCAAUAUGGCAGGAUUAUCAUGCCCUUCCCGCACAGCGAGAGUCACAACCCAGAAGCAGCAAAGUUUGACAAGAUGUCCGUCGCCGACCGCAUGGCGCAAAUCAAAGACGAUCUCUCACCCGACGAACAUACCGCUUUACUUGGAUUUGUCCUGCUUUGCAGCUGCAGCACCCCCGAGAAGACCAGUUUCUACGAGUACCUGCACUGGUGGGCUCUGUGUAACUACUCGUAUGAGUACUGCAUUGAGUACCUCAUCAAGUACAAGUUCAAAGGGGGCCAAUCCAGUUUCGCUAUCAAUUUUUUCAGAGAGGCUCGAGCGACGGGAAACCUAUCAUACGCCUUCAACACACCGGUCGCCACAGUCAAAGACAAUGAGAGCGACGUCGAAGUGACCGCAAGAGAUGGAAAGACAUACAAAGCGGCGAGGUUGAUAUCAGCCAUUCCCAUGAACAUUUUGAAAGACGUCACUUUCAGCCCACCCCUGAUCGUCGGCAAGCUAGAGGCCUCGCAGACCUCGCAUGUCAACAAGUGUGUGAAAGUACACGCCGAAGUGCGCGACCGAAACCUGAGAUCCUGGAGUGGGAUCACAUAUCCCAACAACAGCUUGAUGUAUGCUAUUGGUGAUGGCACCACACCCAGCGGAAACACCCACAUCGUUGCUUUCGGCGGCUCUCACAAUCAACUGCAACCAGAGAAGGAUAUCAACAAGACUUUGAGCGCACUUCAAGCUAUGACUCCUAUGGAUAUUGAGAGAGUGGUGUUCCAUAACUGGGCCGACGAUGAAUUUGCAAGAGGCGCUUGGUUCUUCUCCCCGCCAGGACUUGUGACGAAGCAUUUGCAAGAACUUAGAGCUCCCCAGGGCAAUAUCUACUUUGCAAACUCGGAUUGGGCUGUAGGUUGGAGAAGCUUCAUUGAUGGCGCCAUCGAGGAGGGCACCCGGGCUGCUUUCGCAGUAAAGAAAGACCUCGAUAGAACACGAUCAUCACAUCUUUAG